AUGAAGGAGUUGUUGAAGAAGAAGAUUGUGAGUACGGACGCGAAAAACCAAAAUGGAAAUCUAACUCUCAACAGCGCUUUGAGAGACUUGAGAAUUCUUGAGAAAGGUCUCGUUGUAGUUAGCAUGGAUGUGCAUAGUGACUUUUACGAGUACAAAGGGGACAGUGCAAGGAUACAUAUGUUUCUUUUGACGGGUUAUGGAACCGAAAAUGGAGUCCACUACUGGAGAAUCCAAAACUCAUGGGGACGUGGAUGGGGUGAAAAUGGCUUUGGAGGUUAUUGA
Messenger RNA from Arabis nemorensis, 282 nucleotides. Lineage: Eukaryota; Viridiplantae; Streptophyta; Magnoliopsida; Brassicales; Brassicaceae. The record is from the annotation of a GenBank genome assembly.